CAGAAGCGCGUCAGCGGCAUCAAUGAUCUCGAGCGGCGACUGAACACGCUCGGCUACCGCGUUGGCGUGCGCGUCCUCGAGCUCAUGUCCUGGCGCAACGAGUCCAGCUCCAAAGCUCCCAAGCGCGAGAUCCGCUUCCUCCCCGCCCUCAUGUCCAUCCACACCCAGCUCUGGCGCGCCGUCUUUGGCAAGCCCGCCGACGCCAUCGAAAAGAGCGUCGAGAACGCCGACGAGUACAUGAUCAUCGACAACGACCCACCCAUCACCCGCAACAUCUCCGUCCCACGCGACAUGAGCCAGCUCAGCUGCUCCUCCUUCACCGCCGGCGUCGUCGAGGCCGUCCUCGACGGCCUGGGCUUCCCAGCACGCGUCACCGCGCAUAACACGCCGACGGAGCAGUACCCCGGGCGCACGACGAUCCUCAUCAAGCUCGAGCAGUCCGUGCUUGACCGUGAGGAGGCGCUCAAGACGUGACCUACCCGGAGCCGGGUUGUCUGGGUGGUAGGGAUAAUAGCGCGCGGUGCGUAGAGCGGGUCGGUGUCAGCGUCCGUCGCCGCGUGCCUCGCAUUGGGACGGUCCUGCGCCGCCUGCUCGUCCUGCGGAGAGUCUCUUGCGGUGUCGGUGGAGACGCAGGUCUGACUCGCACUGGUAGCGAUUCCAGAGGAUGGUGGGUUGGCUUUGGGCUGAGCACGUUGGGGACCCUUACGCUGUCCUGUGUUCAACGUCAUCUGCUGGCCGGCUUAUCUCGUUGCAAUGGGACUGUCCGUCUCUACUAUAAUUGAAAUAUGACCUACUAUCGAUAAAGUGAAUUAGCUGACCCAGGAUUCCGGGAUACGACAGCCGCUGCUAUGACACAUACGAUGAGCGUGAAUAUUGCUCGGAUCGAUAUCGGUGCACCAU
Messenger RNA from Laetiporus sulphureus 93-53, 900 nucleotides. RefSeq names its product TRAPP I complex. Bases 85 to 474 code for a protein of 129 amino acids. Gene Ontology annotation, biological process: endoplasmic reticulum to Golgi vesicle-mediated transport. The transcript is spliced from 4 exons. Gene Ontology annotation, cellular component: TRAPPIII protein complex; TRAPPI protein complex; TRAPPII protein complex. The record is from RefSeq and is a predicted model, not a curated record. Lineage: Eukaryota; Fungi; Basidiomycota; Agaricomycetes; Polyporales; Laetiporaceae.